This is a messenger RNA of Anolis sagrei ordinatus, 7558 nucleotides long. It is a transcript of the gene KNDC1, whose product is annotated as kinase non-catalytic C-lobe domain containing 1. Gene Ontology annotation, molecular function: guanyl-nucleotide exchange factor activity. Gene Ontology annotation, biological process: regulation of dendrite morphogenesis; small GTPase-mediated signal transduction. The record is from RefSeq and is a predicted model, not a curated record. Lineage: Eukaryota; Metazoa; Chordata; Lepidosauria; Squamata; Anolidae. Gene Ontology annotation, cellular component: dendrite; neuronal cell body; guanyl-nucleotide exchange factor complex.
GCGGCUCCGGGAUGUCCGAAGCCAGGCGCGUCUGUUGCCAUGGAGCCAAACGCCUUCGGUUCAGGCGAAGAGAGCAAACAAGAAGAGACUGAAGGAAGGCGGCAAGGGGAGCCUCCGAACUGGCCAAGGGGCCCUCCAGAAGAGAUGCAGCACAGCAGGAGGAGGGCGAGGGCUGCCUCUUCCCCUCUUCUCGCCUUCAGUUCCUAAUGGAAACCAUGGAAAAGUUUGAGGAGGAGCAGCAGGUGGACGGCGGUGGGGACUUCCAAGCCCUGCCUGCGCUUUCCGAGGAGGAGGAGAAUGUGUCUCUGGCCGAUGUUUUGUCACUGCAGGAUAGUUGUCUUACUGAGGAAGAAAUCUGGGCUAUUUGCCUCGAGUGCAGCAAGUCUCUGAAGAGCAUUUCCCACGUUCCAAUAUUCCAGACACUUUGCAUUACUCCUGACACCCUGGCUUUUAACACCAAUGGCAAUGUAUGCUUCAUGGAAGAUAUCAGUGAUGAUCCAGAAGGUGCCUUCACGUCACCAGAGAUCGAUGUAACUGGUAACACUUUUGCGACACACAUCUUUUCUUUGGGAGCCACACUAGAAGCUGUAGUUGAGUACAUGAUGGAGCCUGAAAUAUAUUCAGAAUGUAGCCAGGAUCUACAUAUGCUGCUUGAAAAAAUGCAGGAAGAAAAUCCCAAAGAUAGACCAGAAAUUGAGGAUGUCAUAUCUUUGUGUGAAGAGAAACUGAAGCUCUCAUCUUCCAGCGAUAUUUGCCAGUGUCUUUCUGCUAUUGGAAGAACAGUACUUUCAAUGGAAUCAUGUGGUGCCUUUCAAGGCAGUUGCGAUAACUUGUGGAAAAGACGAGACAAUCAGAAGAUUUCACCUUAUGAACAGUGUGCAGAUGACAACUUAAGAGAAAAUUCAUCUCCAGAUGUUGAAGCUGAUAGUGGUAGAAAUUCCUCUGCUGUGUGUAUAGCAAAUGAUCACAGUGAAGAUAUGAAAGAAGUUAAAAACAACCUAGUGAAUGAAGGCUUUUGCUAUCAGCCAGUUUCAUCUCAGGCUGCAAAAUGUAAAGAAGAGGAGAAAAGUACAGAAUACAACAAAUUGGAAACAAACCCUUAUACAUGUGAAUUGGGGACAGAUGUGCUUAAAACAAACUGCUUGCGGAAGGCGAAAACUUUUCCAAUGCUGCCAUUUGAAUCUGAGGUGGAACCAAGAACUUUCUUCCCUAUUAAAAUACAAAAUGGACCAUUAACAAGGAAAUACAAUCAAUUACAAUCCAAAUCAAUAUCUUUAAUAAGUAAUAAUCAAGAUGCUUUAGAAAGAGGGCUAGAUGGUGACCAUAGAAAUAGUCAACUUGGCUCAAACACAGCUUAUUUCCAGGAGGCAAAUAGUGAUUUAGAGAAAUUGUACCUGAACCCAAAGAUACCUUGCCUUUAUCAAUACCAUGUGACAUCUUGCGAUGACAAUAAAGUAGAUUUUCAGCCACGUAAUCAUUGUGUUUCUGAAACCCAAGACAACUGUGGUAAAUGUAAUGGUUCAGACGGAUCACAUUCUAGCUACCAAAUAUUAAGAAGCUAUGAACCAUGGCAAUAUUGUGAAAAUUCUCCAUGUUCAAAUGAAAAGACUAUGUUAGGUGUUGGCACUCUGUCUACAGUGUUUACAGGACUUAACAAAAAUAGAUGUAGCUCAAACUUGCUGAAUUCUCCAACCGCAAAACUCACAGAGGGAAAAGACAGUUAUAUUGAAGACUUGCAUUAUAUUGAAGAUUCACUGCAGUGCAGUGAAGGUAGGAAGUCUGACAUGAAAAAUAAAGAACAGUGCAUUUUUCUUAAAGAACUCUUAACGCAAUAUGGUGAACCCUUGAAAGACUAUGAACUGUGGGCUUUAUGCCACGAAUGCUUGCUUACUCUGGAAACAUACACUGAUUAUCCAGAAUAUUUGUGUUUAGACUCUGUUAUGAUCAACAGUGAUGGAAGCAUUCUUUUUGUUCCACCUAAAAGUGAAGAUUCAUAUGAUAUGUUUUAUCUGGCUCCUGAGAUAUCAGAAGAGGAUUUUGUUCCUGAAAAGGUCUGUAUUUACUGUAUUGCUGCAAUUUUGUGGAGAGCAGCAAAAUGUAAUUUUCCAGCUGAUCGCAAACUGGUGUUGCCAAGGAAACUAAAGAAUUUUCUUCUGGAGAUGGCAAGAAGAAAUUCAGAAGACAGGCCUUCUCUGGCAGAUGCAAUUAAGACAUGUGACAGCUAUCUGCUUGAAGAAAGUAUAAAUAGCAAGAAGGUUCUGGCCUUUUUAACCAAAUAUGCCUUUCAGGAUUUCAAAGAAGUGUAUUCUUUUAAUGAUUCUGAAAAUGAGAGACAUUCAAUGGACGAUAAUUUGGGAUUUUUACCUAUGAGCAAUGAAAGUAAACUGAAAGCAGUAAAAGGACCAGUCCCCUGCCAGCUGCCUUUAAAUAGAGAAAACACUGCAUUGCCAUAUGCUUUCACUUCUUCAGCAACACACUUUAAGCCAAUUAUCCUGCAUCAAAAUGUGGAUAGUAAAAAAAAUACCACUGCAUCUGUGAUGGUACAGCAUGAAACAAUUGUGGAGGGAGUGGUACCUGUGAAUGAGAAAAAUUCACAACCUCUGAGGAUGCUUGCCAUAGAUGCAGGCGAAACGUCAGGAGAGAAUGCUUCUAGAAAAUGGCCAUAUAGCCCGAAAAACCUACAACAACCCAAUGAGAAAAAUUCAUUGGAUUUAAAUAUUAACACUGAAAAUCAAAAAGUUGAAGGCACUGAUUUGCCAAUUACUUCUAUGACAUCUGAUAUUCUUCAGCAUGAUAUGCAAAAACAUUUAAACACUAGCUCAUGCAUGGAUAGCUUGCCAUUGCUCUCUAAAUCUUCAUGUGUCUCUCAAGAGAUAUGCAUUUCACAAUCACCUUCUUCAAGCAUUUCAAGUUGUACUGUGUCAUCUAGUUUGACUUUUAUAAAUAACUUUCUUUUAAAGCAAGACCCAGAGACAAGGGUUUUAACACUCGUACCGGUACAGAUCGCUGUUUCAGAGCAAAUACCAAACCAACCCCUCCAUUCACGGACAGCUUACAGUUGUUCUAGUUUACAUGUCCUCCUUUCAGAUUCGAUUGUGAGCUAUGCUGCUGAUAAGGCCCUGCAGCAGAAAUCGUCUCUGAACCAUCUGAGAAAUUGCAAGCCUACGAAUGUACAAAAUGAAUUUUGGGACAUGAAAGCCCAGAUUAACAGUUUGCCCCCAGCAACCAUUAAUAAAGAGACUCAGAUGAAGUGUUUUGAAAAGGCUGCAUUGCACAUGAUUAACACUGAGCCUGGUACAGCUGCAGAGAGCAAUGGCUCCUUAUCAGAUCACACAUCACAUAUCUACAUGGAUCAGAAAACAACUUCUCCAGUCAUGGGUGGAACCUCGUAUCCAAAUAAUGGGAUAAACGAACCUAUCUUGAAGAACAUUGUACAUCUCAUCCAAGAAGAGCUUCCGUUUAAUACAUCCUGGGAGAAUACGAAUGAAAUUGUGGCUAUAGGUAAAUAUAUUAUUGGUAUAAAGGAUCUGCAAUAUAACACCUUUUGUACUGCAGUCUCUGAAAAAUUUUGUGAGUUUAAUUGGAAAGAAAAAUUACUAGCAAACCUUUAUGAUGCAGCAAAUGAUAGACCUUCUCUGUCUAUAAAAAUGGAUGAAACAAAACGUCAUGGUGAUAUAUUUCAAGGCCAAAAAACCUCUAAGAGCUUUCUGAAUACCAGUGAAGAAACAAAUGUUUCUGUUUCCGAUGACUUUCCACAAGAUAAUGCUGAAAAAGAAGUCAGAACAGAAAUGGAGGAAGAAUGUUUGCAGACCAAUACAACCUACUUCAGUCCAGAUUUUCCAGAAGAGGUUCAAAGCCAAGAAGAACUUUUCAUACUCAAAGAGGAAGAUAUUUACACUGGUUCACCCUGCUUGUCUGAACUCAAUGGGUUUUGUCCUGGUUGGAGAAGCGCAUUCUAUGGAUCAGAAUGUUUUAGUUUGGAAGUUCAUGACUACAUUAGAAAACUUGGAAAGCGGAGGGACAGUGGAACUCAAAAUAUAGGUGCUAAGAUAGUGGAACUUGAGCAGCAGAUAAUGAUUGAAACAAAAAAUUAUAGUAAGAGUAGAAGAUUUUACUACAGGCUGCUACAUAAAGAUUGGAGGAGGAGAGGUGUUGAAGUGAAAACUAUGUUGCCUAAACUGAGGAGGCAAUUAGAAGAAACAAGAUCAAGGGCCCAUUUUCUUGAACUGGCAAAGAAGUAUCUACAGAUAAUAAAUACAGAAAAAUGGGGAAUUGAACCAUGCAAUCUUCUUAAAGUGGUUAACAUGGCAAGAAAUGAAACACUGGGUAUCAGCUCAUUGGACAGUAUGCUCCUUUUCUAUAAUAUUAAUAAAAAUCAGUAUAAUAAAUCCCAAUAUAACAACAGUCAGCCAAGAAAUCUACAAGCUGGAACACCACUUGGGCUAAUGGCAUAUCUCUACUCCAGAAAUGCAUUUUUAGAAGGCUAUGUUCAACAGUUCCUCUUCACCUUUCGGUAUUUCUGCUCACAAGAAGAACUUUUACAAUUUCUUCUUGAUAGAAUCAGUUUAACUUUACCCAGUUCAAGCCCGGAAAACUGUCCAUUGCUUAGCAAAAUACACUUCCGCAGUUUCUCCAUUCUGCAGAUGUGGAUUGAAGACUGUUAUGCGGUAGACUUUACAGUAAACCCUGACUUUAUGCGUACUCUAAAAGACUUCCUCAUUUCCAAGGUAGUUCCACUCAGUGGCUAUAGCAAAUGGCUCUUAUCGUGGCUUGACCUCAUUACUACCAGGAAGGAAAAGAGUGUUUCUCUGUGCUUUCAAAUGGAAAACUGGAGAGAAAUGGAGACACCCGAUGAAGCACAAUCUCUACGCUCUUCUUGCAGGAGGCUCUCAAAAAAUAUUUUACGAAAGAGCUUUAACUGGAAACCCUCAAAACGAAAUGAAGCUAUUGCGCCUUACCAAAAAGAUAAACAACCAAUGAUUGCACCCUCUUUACCAAAACAAUGCUUUACAAAUAUAACAGAAGGUUUCCAUGGGGAAGAAUAUUUCUUAAGAGAAUACACUGCACAACAACUUUGUUGUCAGCUGACGCUGUUGGAGCAGGAAAUGUUCCAUAAAUGUCACCCAGUGCACUUUCUGAAUUCAAGAUACCUUGGAGUAAAAGACAAAAGUGUACCUCUCCAAAAAGUUACUUCUGCUGAACUCCUGCCUACUCAAAUCUAUAAUCUUUUUGUCGAAAACUGUGUCCAAGAUGAUUACCUCUUGCAGCUUUUGAAAUAUGCAGACAAUGUCAGUACCUGGGUUGCAGCUGAAAUUGUAACAAGCUACAGUUCUAAGACACAGGUGAACCUUCUAACAAAAUUUCUCUCCAUUGCAAAGUGUUGCUAUGAGCAAAGAAAUUUUUCUACUACAAUACAAAUCCUAAAUGGCCUGGAACAUCUUGUUGUGAGACAGUUGCCAGUUUGGAAAAGUUUGCCUUCUAAGGUAUUGGGGAUAAUGGAAGAACUAAAAGCUGUUGAGGUGUUUCUAAAAAGUGACAGCUUAUGUUUAAUGGAAGGAGAGAGGUUUAAAACUUUGCCAACAAUCCCAUCGGCCCAUGUUCUGGCAAUGCACAUUCAACAGCUUGAAACAGGAGGAUUUACCAUGAAAAAUGGCACCUUUAAAUGGACUAAACUUAGAACCAUUGCAAAAGUUGUGAGCCAGAUUCAUGCAUUUCAAGAAAAUCCCUACAUGUUUCCUCCAGAUCACCAACUGCAGUCUUUCUUGAGACACAGAAUAGCCUCUUUCAAUGAUGCAGACAUCUCUGCCUUAGCAGCUGUCAACUCUGCCAACUUUCACCAGAUGCCGGCUGAAAAGCAAUCUCGAAAAAUCCAGGACACCUUGCACAGGAUGAAGACAAUGUUUCAGUGAUUGUUUAAACCCUGUCUCUCUGUAACAGUGCAGGCUUAAAGUAACUUACAUUUCCAGGCUGGUGACCAGAUGGUACCACAUGUGUAAUUAGCUUUCCAAUCCUACACAGCUUUGCUUUGAAACAAGUUCAAGAGUGUUUAAUGGAGCUUGCUCCCAGGCAAAUGUGUAUCGAAUUGCAGCCUUACAAGUGUAACCUCCAUUUGAACUCAAUAUUGACAACGUGUUCUACAUGAAUCAAUGUGUUUUGAAAAAUCAAAGCUCUGAGCGAAAGGGGCUGGAUCACUGCUGUAUUGUUUCCUUGUUUAACACUUCAUAGAUCUCAAAUUGACUUGUCUGAUUCAAAUGCAAUGUAAAGAAAUGUAAUAUUUCUUGUAGAUACGUAUUUUUUCUUUUUGAGAAUAGUGGAUAUUGCAAAGCACGUGGCGAGCCGGGAAGUGAGAUUUUGAACUGUGAAGCUGAGAUACUCAAGGUGAGGAGGCAAAAGACUAUCUUUACAUGUCUUACCGGCCUGCAAUCAUCUUGUCUGCUUUCAAAGAACAAGGAGAAGCCAUAUUUGAAUUGAACCUCUUGUGUAUAAUUUCCUGGAGAGGGUUCUUUUUUCAAGAUUGUGCCAAAUGUAUAUUUACCACCACCCUCCCCACCCCCACUCACUCACAAAAAUGGGUAUGCCAUUAAAAGAGCUUGGCCAGUAUUCUAUAUGUAUUCUAGGCAUGGAUAGAGUCACUCGGAUAACUCGUUGCUCAUAAUAAUUUCAUUAAAAUUGCCUUUUUGAAGCAAUAUCAAAGCUUUUUAAAAAAUCGGAAGUCCCUUUGCCCUUCUGAAGCUUUUUCUGCCAUUUUUGUUACGACUCAGGAAGUUGGUCAGAAAUGAUUCAGCUUUUCCCUGCUUCUGGCUCCUGGCCUCGGAUCGAGCCAGAGAAGCCAGUUUUAAACCAGAGAAGAAAGGAAUUUCCUGACCUCAGCUCAAGCCAGAGAAACCCAUUUUAAAGCCAGAGAAGCCAUUUUUAAACCAGAGAAGAAAGGAAUUUCCUGGCCUGAGCUCAAGCCAGAGAAGCCCAUUUUAAAGCCAGAGAAGCCAGUUUUAAACUAGAGAAGGAAGGAAUUUUACUGGCCUUGGCUCAAGCUAGAGAAGCCAGUUUUAAACCAGAGAAGGAAGGAAUUUCCUCCGCUUGCUUUUCCCUUCUUCUGGAGUAAAACCACUAUUUUCAAAGUAAAGACCACCCAAUGAAACAGGAAAUAACACUUUCAAACCAUUAACAAAAAGAUUUAGAAGUCUCCGAAGUUUUGAAAAGUUUUGUAAUUUUUUUCUGUGAAAUUCGUAAUUGACUUUAGAAUCGAACCACCAGUACCACCUAAAUCCGAAAUGAGUUUUGAAGCAUAAUAUGUUUUGAAACAUAAUCCAUAUUCAUGAUUCCUACUUAGACACAGUUGUGACAAUAUUAGCACAAUCAUAACUUCCUCCUCUCAACUAUUUUAGCAAGCAUCAGUUGCAGGGGGAAACAGAGGUCCAUUUGGAUAGCAAUCAGAACAGAGCUUUAGAAACUGUGUCUCGUGACACAAUUCUUGUGUCGACUGCAGCUUGUAGCACAAAUGUAAAGAUAAACCUCUGAGUCUAUGUAAAAUAAGCAAUAAAUCAUAUAUUUUUAAAAA